Messenger RNA from Gambusia affinis (western mosquitofish), 7148 nucleotides. RefSeq names its product interphotoreceptor matrix proteoglycan 2-like. The record is from RefSeq and is a predicted model, not a curated record. The transcript has 15 exons. Gene Ontology annotation, molecular function: heparin binding; hyaluronic acid binding. Bases 57 to 5627 code for a protein of 1856 amino acids. Lineage: Eukaryota; Metazoa; Chordata; Actinopteri; Cyprinodontiformes; Poeciliidae. Gene Ontology annotation, biological process: visual perception.
CAACGGACACUUUCAUCCCUGAAGAAUUGGUGGAGACUGUCGUCCCUGAGGAAACAAUGGAAACUGUUGUCUCUGAAGAAUUGGUGGAAACUGUCGUCCGUGAGGAAACAACCAAGACUGUCGUCCCUGAAGAAUUGGUGGAGACCGUCAUCCCUGAAGAAACAACCAAGACUGUCGUCCCUAAAGAAUCGGUGACGACUGUCGUCCCUGAAGAAACAACCAAGACUGUAAUACCUGAAGAAACAACCAAGACUGUCGUCCCUAAAGAAUCGGUGACGGCUGUCGUCCCUGAAGAAACAACCAAGACUGUCGUGCCUGAAGAAUCGGUGACGGCUGUCGUCCCUGAAGAAACAACCAAGACUGUCGUGUCUGAAGAAUCGGUGACGGCUGUCGUCCCUGAAGAAACAACCAAGACUGUCAUCCCUGAAGAAACAACCAAGACUGUCAUCCCUGAGGAAACAACCAAGACUGUCGUCCCUGAAGAAACAACCAAGACUGUUGUCCCUGAAGAAACAACCAAGACUGUCAUCCCUGAAGAAUCGGUGACAGCUGUCGUCCCUGAAGAAACAACCAAGACUGUCAUCCCUGAAGAAACAACCAAGACUGUCGUCCCUGAAGAAACAACCAAGACUGACGUCCCUGAAGAAUCGGUGACGGCUGUCGUCCCUGAAGAAACAACCAAGACUGUCAUCCCUGAAGAAUCGGUGACAGCUGUCGUCCCUGAAGAAACAACCAAGACUGUCGUCCCUGAAGAAACAACCAAGACUGUCAUCCCUGAAGAAACAACCAAGACUGUCGUCCCUGAAGAAACAACCAAGACUGUCAUCCCUGAAGAAACAACCAAGACUGUCGUCCCUGAAGAAACAACCAAGACUGUCAUCCCUGAAGAAACAACCAAGACUGUCAUCCCUGAAGAAACAACCAAGACUGUCAUCCCUGAAGAAACAACCAAGACUGUCGUCCCUGAGGAAACAACCAAGACUGUCGUCCCUGAAGAAACAACCAAGACUGUCGUCCCUGUGGAAACAACCAAGACUGUCGUCCCUGAGGAAACAACCAAGACUGUCGUCUCUGAAGAAACAACCAAGACUGUCAUCCCUGAAGAAACAACCAAGACUGUCGUCCCUGAGGAAACAACCAAGACUGUCGUCCCUGAAGAAACAACCAAGACUAUCGUCCCUGAAGAAACAACCAAGACUGUCGUCCCUGAGGAAACAACCGAAACUGUCGUCCCUGAAGAAACAACCAAGACUGUCGUCCCUGAGGAAACAACCAAGACUGUCGUCCCUGAGGAAACAACCGAGACUGUCGUCCCUGUGGAAACAACCAAGACUGUCGUCCCUGAGGAAACAACCAAGACUGUCGUCCCUGAGGAAACAACCGAGACUGUCGUCCCUGAGGAAACAACCGAGACUGUCGUCCCUGAGAAACGUCCCUCUGAGGAUAAGGUUUUAGCAAGAGAGAAUGGUACCCUAAUGGUUCUCCCACCAGCUAAUGAAGCUCCAGGUGUAGCAGAGGAAACUACACCAGGAACAUCAACAGUGGGACCUACCGAGGAGACAACCACUCAGUCCACAACACGCUCUCCUAAGUAUGUAGUGGAAACCAACAAUGGAAACUUUCCGGAUGUACCAGUCCGACCCUACGUAGAACAAGACAUCUUUUUGGGGAACAAUGACUUUGUGGAGGAGGAAGAGGAUGAUAACUCGAUUGGUAAUGAGAUAGACGGCACACUGCUGCGACCCCCACGACCCCUGAAGGAGUUUGUGGUGGAGCAGCGGAUCAAACUGAAGGGAGAAACCUUCAGCAACGCUCUGAGAGACACCAGCAGCUUGCAGUACCAGCAGCUGGCCAAGCAGUUCAAACGCAGGGUUGAAGACGCCUUCAACAGGCUGCCAGGCUUCAAAAGCCUUGACAUAAUUGAAUUCAGGCCUCAGAAGGACCUGCAGCGGGGUCUGGUGGUGCAGGUCCACUACGCCAUCACUCUGGACCUGGAGGUGGACAGCGGUGGGGUCUCCACUGACACUCUGGACUUCAUCACUCUGCAGAAUAAUCAGGUGGAGCGGAGCUACGUUGGAUCUGCUGAACAGCCCACCGUCAUCUACACAAUCACUGAUUUCCGUAACUACAUCACCGAAGCUCUGCACAAAGAUAACGUCCAGGUCAACAGCAGCCUGGACCAUGCAGAAAACGUUCCUCCUGUGAAACCUACAAGUGAACCGGAUGAAGCUUACAACAACAUGGAUAACGUUCUGGCUGCAGAGAAACCUCCUGAUGCGCCGAUCCAUGAGCCAGACACCAGUGAGGUUUUCCUGAAGAAGGAGGACUUCCUGUUUGACACCAGGGACCAGUGGAAAGGUCCACUCAGUGAGGAAGUGAGUGAAAACGACGUCUUCUUAUUCGAUGAAAGUACAACAGCUCCACAGACCGUUAAAGUCCAAAAGACUGUUGACCUGGAGCCAAUAACUAAAGACGACAGUGGAAACAUUGAAGGUGAGGGAUUCCUUCUCACUACGUCUCCAGGCGCCGUGGAUGAUCACCAGACGGUUGUUCCUGAAGGUUCAGCGGUCACUUCACCUCCAAAACCCUCUGAGGCCACGUUUGAUCAUGGAUCUGGAUCUGGUUUCUCUGGAGAUGAUCAGGAUUCUUCUCUCUGGUCUUGGGAGGCUUCAGAAACACCUGACAUCACUUAUGACCGGGGGGUCGACACCCAGGAAGUCCUUCCACCUCCUGACCUGGAGCUGGACACGGAGGAUGAUGUGGAACCAGCUGAUGUUUUACUGGUGACAACCCCCACGUCUGAUGACUCUCGCACCCAGAAACCUCUGGUUGGUGUCUUUGUGACGCCACUGAGCACAGACACACCAGACUUCACCACACCUCAAGUUCUUCUAACUUCAACUGAGGCAGCCGUGACUCUGGACCUUUCUGUUCAAACAGUGGAAGCAUCUGGUUUCCAUGACAACUAUUCUCUGAUUGAGCCUCAGACCCGAACAGUUCCUGUUACAUCUUCUAAAACCUGGACUCCAACUGAAAACAUGGAGGAAGAGAUGCUGGGGGUCACUGUCUCAGAAAUCCUAAAGAUGGAAAGUGAAGAAGCCCAGACUGAAGCUCCUCUCACUCUGGACCUACCUACAUUUGUUGAAGUGCAGGGGGUCACAUUUGGUGAACCCAGCGGUGAAACAGCCGCCGGUGGUCCAGAACAGCCUCAGAUCCUGGCUGAGAAAUCUGAGCUGCCGCUCCCAGAAACCAGAGAACCCAGUGAGGUUGAGAUUUUGGAGGAGCAGCAUUUAGGAACCACUCACUCCACCACCACAGCACCUUCAACUGAAGGCCUGGACCAGGACCUGGCUGUGGAUGAAGUCAUUGUUGUCACUACAACCACAGCAACUCCAGUCCCAACUUCACCCCCAGCCUUGGAGCACAGCAUUGCGCUCUCCCCUGAGAAGGAGUCGCCUUUCACUCGAGUCUCUGAUUCAGUGCCAGAAGAUGAGGAUCUCUUUCACCAUGAGCAUCACGACGAGGUCACUGAUGUUUCCACAAGCUCCGGUUCUUCAGACGAUUUUCAGUCGACACCAGCAGAAAAGACUCCAACUGAUCCUGGACAGGGAUUCCUGGGUGCUUCAGAGCAACACAUAGAGACAACCAAACCUUCAGGAGAGGAAGCAGCACUUCCUACAAAUGAACCUUCAGAGGAAAUUGUAAAACCUUUGGAUGAGGAAGAAUGGCCUUUUAAACAUGAAGAACCUCCAAAACACAAAGCUGACCCUCUGGACGAUGCCGUAGUCAAACCUCAUGGAGUUGAAAGCAAAGUCGAAUCCUCAGAAACUGAAACUGUGACAGUGAAGAGUGAAGCUUCUGGUGGAGACAAGCAAACUCCUCUGGCAGAACAACCCAGUUCUCCCAUUUCUCCCAGCGUCUUCUCCCAGGGAGCUGGAGAAGAUCCUGACUCUCCAAAAGGAGAAAGUGUGGAAGUGCAACCUUCAGGAAAGGAACUGGAAACCUUUAGACCUGAAGAAGAGUCUUUAGGAGGCAAAUUUCAACCUGCUGAAGAACAAAAAGAACCUUUUGGGGGAGAGGUAGAAUCUUUAGGGGAACCUGAACCAUCAGAAAUAAAAGUAGAACCUUCUGGAGAAGUAGAAGUAACUCCAGAGGUGAAAAUUCAACCUUCUGGAAAAGGAGCCGAGUCUCCAGUUGUGCAUGUGGAGCCUUCUGAUGGACAUUCUGAAGAAGUGCAAGUCUCACCUUCCAGAGAAGUAAAGAAAGAAGAGGAAGGAGAACAUUUUGGAAAGGAAGUGGCUCCUUCACAUGGGAAAGUGGAACCAGAACCUUCCAGAGAAAUAGUCACUGCUCUCCUUCCAACACCAUCUUCCUCACAGCCCAACGUUAACGACAGCUCUUCUGUCAUCAACCUGGACUAUGACUUCUCUGACAUGCCGAGUAUCGAUGUGAGCAUCGACCUGGUCCAGUACGGCUCUGGGGAAGCUGAUGGUGAAAGCAGUGGCUUCUCCAGUGAAGCUCGGGGUUCAGACCUUGAAGCUUUUCCUUUGCCAGGCCGGCCGGGCAGAGCUCUGACCGUGUUCUUCAGCUUGAGGGUCACCAACAUGGCUUUCUCCAGGAAUCUCUUCAACAAAAGCUCCUCGGAGUACAAAUCUCUAGAACAGCAGUUCACACAGCUGCUGGUCCCAUACCUCCAGUCCAAUCUGAACAACUUCCAGAACCUGGAGAUCCUGAACUUCAGAAACGGCAGCAUUGUUGUAAACAGCAGAAUGCGUUUUGGCAAACCGGUUCCCAAAGAGGUCACCAACAUCAUCUACCUGAUUCUGGAGGACUUUGCCAACACGGCCUACCACACCAUGAACCUGGCCAUCGACAAGUACUCACUGGAUGUUGAAUCAGGUGACCGGGCCGAUCCCUGCAAGUUCCAGGCCUGUAACGAGUUUUCCAAGUGCAUGGUGAACCAGUGGACUGGAGAGGCAGAGUGUGUGUGUGAUCCUGGAUAUAUGAGCAUCGAUGGCCUGCCGUGUCAGAGCGUCUGUGACGCUCAGCACAACUUCUGCCUCAACGACGGCAAAUGUGACAUCAUUCCUGGCAAGGGCGCCAUCUGCAGGUGUCGUGUUGGGGAGAACUGGUGGUACCGCGGUGAGCACUGUGAGGAGUACGUCUCUGAGCCGCUGGUGGUCGGCAUCGCCAUCGCCUCGGUGGUCGGCUUCCUCUUGGUGGCUGGAGGAAUCAUCUUCUUCCUGGCCAGAAUGCUCAGAGAGCAGUAUGAUGGUGAAGACACAGAGGAUCCGCUCAGACGGCAUGAAAGCGUUCCGACUUUGGAGCGAGCCACCAAGUUCAACCCGAUGUUUGAGAGCGACCCGGUCUCUGCUCAGUACUACCGGCGCUACGAUGACAGCCUGCCCCAGUACCACCAGUGCUGCGACUCGACGCUGAACCAGUGCUGCUCUAAAGAACUGACCAGUGAAGAAAUUCAGAACAUCUGCCAGAACACGGCUCUCUCCAAUGAGGAGAUCCAGGAGCGUCUCAGAAUAAUCGAGUUGUGCUCCAGGGAUCAGCGCUUUGCAGACUUUGUUCGGCAAACGCAAGUAUUCCUGGAGAGGAGAGGAAGCUCCACAACGUAGCGUCCUGACAACCGCAGACCUCCAGAAACCAGCCUGCAUCUUUAAAUGGAGGAGGAAGACCAAUUUGUCAUGAUGCUGCUGUUCGCUGAGCUGAAGGUGACCAGAUCCUGACAGAUGUUGGAGUUUAUUUUUUUUGUCCUGAAGUGAACUUGAUUUUUGAUUCCGUUCUGUGUUUUUGUAUCUUGACGUCUUGUUUUGAAGGAACACUUUGAUUUCUGAUCUUUGCUCGCUGGACAUUACCUCUGUCUUACACAUUCUGCCAGACUUCCUCUCCAGCUUGGAUCGAAGGGUUUCUGGUUGCAUCCUGACCUCCUGGUCUCCACCCGAGCUAGUCUUUGGUGUAAUCCUGGACGCCGGUGACCGGCAGUGUUUCUCCCUCUGGUGCCUUCACUGUUCUGUUAGCUCUUCUGGGAUGUGAUGCAAACAGAUCUCUCGAUCAAAAGCAACUUUUACAUAAAUCCACAACACCAAACAUCAUCAACCUCCUGCUUUUUCUACUGCUUUCUCAUCACUAAUGUUUACAUUUCUGUAGUAGAGGUAGAGCUUAACUCUGACUGCAUGAAAUGAUGAAUAUGUCUAGUUUGUGUUUUCUAAAACUUUAGCUGCUUCUCAUUAGAGCGAUGAAGCCCCAAUCUUUCCCUUCAGUUUCAUUAAUGUGUUUAUUUAGUGGAUCUGAAGCAUCUGGAUCUUAUAGAACAAACGCUUUGGACAAGAGACAAUUUUUAGUUCUUCAGAGAUGCUCUGGUACCUCAUUACUGAGCAAACAAAGCAACAACACAACAAAAUGGGUCGAAUCCAGCUGAGGCUGCUUUAAUGUCAGCCUCUUGGAAAAGGUGCUAACCACUUUAUGUCAUCGCUAAAUGUUCAAGUUAUUCACCAGAACUGACAAAAUGUUGUGACCCAGCAGAAAAAAUAAUAAUUAGUUGUUUCAGUGAGACUCUCUGGUACUUUCUGCUUUCAACAGUGACAGCUUCAGGGUUUCUCAAGCUGUCAUGAUCUGGUUCUGGUAUUUUCUUGAUCCGGUUCUGAAGAUCAGCUGGCUUUAUUUCUUUCUUUCUGAAUCCUGACUACCAGCUGCGUUGUUUCACAUUUAUUUAUGUUUUCUGCUCAAUGAACUUCCUACCAUGCUGUUUGUUCUAUGAUGAAAUAUUUUCUUAUCUUGAGAAAAUGUUUUACUUCAUCUGCAGAACGUCGUGUCCAAUUUCUGAAAAUACAGACCUGAACGUUGAAGCAGCUUAACAGCUAACUUGUUUUUAGAUGUGCAAAUAGAGACCAUGAACAAGUUUUAUCGUAAUUUUCCUCCUAAAUGUUUAUCCUGAUGUUUUAAAAAUCCGUCUCUUUAACUUCCUCCGGUUCCUCAGACGGUUUUAACGUUUGAACGUUGACGUUCUCGGCCCUCAUGUCUGUCGCUGUGGUUUGUAUCGUGUGUUUUUAUCUCGGUUUGUCUGAUUUUUAGUCUGAAGCUGUAACGUAAGCGUGGGAGGUGGCGCACUUUUUAAAAUAAAAUGCUGACAUUUUUUU